Molecule: messenger RNA, 1245 nt
Organism: Heterobilharzia americana
Lineage: Eukaryota; Metazoa; Platyhelminthes; Trematoda; Strigeidida; Schistosomatidae
Source: the annotation of a GenBank genome assembly
AUGUGCCAGCAUAACCAGUUGAUUAGAAAUAUAAUUGGAUUAAUAGGCAUAAUUUCAAUAUUCUCACAUUUUAUUGCGGCUACCUUAUGGAUUGCCUAUAUUUUGGGUUGGCGAAUAAUUCAGAAACUCAAGCAUUCCACUUCAAAUCAGAAAAUUUGUAACAGCUCUUCCUUACAAACAAUAACAAUGACAACACUAACUGGAAACAGUGUACAGUCACAACGACAGAAAAUACCUUUGACACCUAAACAAAAAUUAACAUGGCCAGUUUGUUCCUUGAGAAUGUCAACACAGUUGCUAAUAUUUUCAAUGGAAAUCGUCUGUAUUUUAGGGUGUUUUACGGAUUUAGUGAGAUUAAUAUAUCUUUCAAUUACUGGAGAUGACUUGCGUUUGUUAUUUGGUGAUUGGCUUUGUCGUAUACAAAUAUUUGCUUCUUUUACAACUUGUGAUGUAGCCGGAUGGCAUUUUGUGUGCCUAUGCAUUGAACGUUGUUACAUUACACUAUUUCCUCGAACGUAUUACAGUAUGAGUCAUUCAUCAAUUAGACCGGCUGUAUUGAUGAUCGUGUUGACUUAUUUAAUCGGUUUCGCAACAAAUAUGUUUCUAUUAAUACCAACCCAAAUCGUAUGCUCUGGAUUCUAUGACAGUCCUGGGGUAAAUUCAGUAAAGUUUCUCUUGACUCUAAUAAUUCCCGCACUAACUACCACUAUAUCUACCGUGAUUAUGAUAUCUGUUUUGAUCAAGUGGAAACUGAAAAAACUGAAUUCAAGAGAACCUGUUUCUUUAUACCCCAAUAGUUUGGCUAUUAAUAAGAUAGCAAAAAAUUCAUCGAUUGAUGUUAAAACAAGAACAUGUGCAUCGUUUGCUUCUGUGCAUUCUUCAGCAGCUCACCCAAAGGGCAACAACCCAGUUGGCGGUUCACGACGUGGAUCAGUUAGACUGGUGGUGUACAAUGUAUCAGCAAGAGUCACUGUGGCAAAAAUGAUGUUGAUCUGUGCCCUUUUAUACCUUUACACCUUAUUAUCUUUGUUUGUAUUCGGCUUAGUAUACUCCAGAUACUGUUGCUUUCUUACAGCCAGCCAAAAUUGCAACUGGAAUGAUAAUAUAUUCAAUUUAAUGUCCAUUUUACAUUGGACCUCUCUUUCGAUGACAAGUUAUGUUCUCAUGUUCGGUGCUGUAACCAUACGUCAGGAUAUCUACACCAUAGUAUUAUUAGUGUGGCUUAAUAUCAUCAAAAAAUUUUAG